UUAGGUACUUCGCUUCAGUUGCGAUGCGGCUCGUAAGACCGGCCCGGCCACACCACAGGGUAAGGUAGGGGCGACGAUGGCAGUUUGCAUCAGCUUUCCCUCUCAACCCUCUACAGUGAACUACCUCCCUGCCGUGCAAUUUUGAGCCAACUCCCAUGACCGGCACGGAAAUUCCGGUCUUGAAAGUGGGAGGGGAUUUCAAGGACAAGCAAUUGAAAUUUUCUUGCGAGCGGCGAACUCGGUCGUGGAGCACGCAAUUCCAAGCCCCGAGGCAAAUGUCAUGCUCACGCCGAGAGCUUGGGUCGGCACACGGCAAUACUCAUCUUCCGGGCUUGUCCGACAGCCAUCUUUCUGUCACUGCACAAUACCAUAUACCACAGUCCGACUGUACGUACAGCACCAAUAUCUUCAACUCCCACGUGCCCAC
Molecule: messenger RNA, 427 nt
Organism: Pyricularia oryzae 70-15
Lineage: Eukaryota; Fungi; Ascomycota; Sordariomycetes; Magnaporthales; Pyriculariaceae
Exons: 2
Source: RefSeq, a predicted model, not a curated record